Messenger RNA from Protopolystoma xenopodis, 495 nucleotides. Lineage: Eukaryota; Metazoa; Platyhelminthes; Monogenea; Polystomatidea; Polystomatidae. The record is from the annotation of a GenBank genome assembly.
AUGAUAUUCUCCAGUAGUCUUCUCUCCGAUAUCGGUUACUCAUAUGCUGCAUUCUUUGAUUAUAUGAACGCAAAUACUGGAAGUACUCGAAUUCGCUACCUUAUUUACUAUAUGGCCUACUAUCUUGAAAACGCCUGCAUGAUCGGUGCUUGGUACGCAUACUUCUCUCAACGUCAAGUGUGGUACUAUCUCCCAGCCCUCCUGGUGAUCACAGUUGCUCAGCUCGGGGGAUUUAUUCUAUUACAGAUCUAUUUAUACUGUUUUUCCAGCUCUCCGUAUAGCACAUGGAUCGGUGGCUUAUGUGCAACUCCCAAGGAACCUUCGAACCCAUCUUUAGUUGAUACGCAUACCAUAACAAUACACUCUGAAGAAACCAGACCAAGAGGGAAUAGAAAGUAUAUGGCAGCUAAGCAAAGCAGCUCUGUAUUAACAAAUAGUCACGAAAUUGUCCAUGGAAGCCAUUUUUCUGGUGGAGUGGCAGGCAAUAUUCAGUAA